Messenger RNA from Candoia aspera, 3586 nucleotides. RefSeq names its product family with sequence similarity 219 member B (gene FAM219B). Lineage: Eukaryota; Metazoa; Chordata; Lepidosauria; Squamata; Candoiidae. The transcript is spliced from 6 exons. The record is from RefSeq and is a predicted model, not a curated record. Bases 122 to 568 code for a protein of 148 amino acids.
GAUUUCAAUUUUAUUCCAGUUCCUAUUUUCUUGCCUAGGUAGUACUGCCAUAAUCUUAACGAGCGCAAGAGGAUAUUACAAGUCUUAAAAGCACAGCUAGGGGCAACUGGACAGACGAAGGAUGUGCCGAGAACCCCCGGUAGAGAAAAGGGGGCCCUACAUUAUGAGCAAACCACCUUCUAUUCAGGACAAGCUACAAAAACACCGUGAGAUGGCGAAGGCGAUGCUGCGGAGGAAGGGGGUGCUUUCGGGAGCCGUCCGGCAACAGCCCAAACCAGGAGCCGUGAGGACGAUGAAAUUCAACAAGGGCUACACUGCGCUCAGCCAGAUCUCAGAUGAAACCCUGGUGUCCCUUGAUUCUGACAGUGAUGACCUGGAAUCGAGAUGUUCCUCUGGUUAUUCCUCGGCCGAGGUCCACCAGGAUCUCAGUCGCCAACUGCUGCAGGACGGCUACCGCCUGGAUGAGAUCCCGGACGAUGAGGAUCUUGAUCUCAUCCCACCCAAGCCCAUUUCGUCCUCGCCUUGCUCCUGUUGCUUUGGGGAGUCUGCCUCCUGCUCCAUCCAGUAGGAAGACGGUUUGGAGGACUUGCACUGCACGGGUCAAGAAUUCAGCACUUUUCUUCCCAACCAACUUUUUGUCUUUGUUUUGGGUUUGUGGAUGCUUGCUGAGCCCAGCACAGAACUUUAGGUCAAACCAGCAGGAUGGGGGAGCCCUGGAGACUAGGCACCUGGGGGCAGCAAGACAUUGCACUGUUGGCACCUUGCUUGGAGCUCCAAGGGUCCUCUCGGUGGUGCAGCGUAGAAGUGGAUUAACUGCAAGGGCUCAGGAGGCUGGUGGAUUCUCCUUGCCUCAAGUUGCUUCUGUGGACGGGCCCGGCACACCCGAGGAAUAAUCCAAAGGCAAGACCUCCCUAUAAAAGGUGAACGGAAAACCCUCUCUCUGUGUGUGUCCACGCAUGUGAAAGCGAGCAAUAGCCAUUCUGAUACGAGUUUUACAAAAUGCCGGGGUUGCAGAGGUCAGUGGAUGAAGGAAAAAACCCUCAGUGCUGCACAGGGACGGAGGAAAGAGAUUUUCCUGGCCUGUCCCGGCUCCUGUAGUCUUGGGUUGCUGCUUCUGCGGAGAGGGAAGUCCUUGAAAUGUUUCUGCACGACCUCCGUUCUUGCGCAAGGUGGGCAGAGCAGCUUGGGCCAAGUCUCUGGGGGACUUGGGCCUUUUCUUGGUCUCCAGCCAGCCUGCUGAUGGCUUUGGUUUCUAGAACCGUUGACCGCUCUUUCUGUUCCCUUUAGGAAGAUGAAGGGGAGGGGGUUGAAGGUGCCCGAGCUGGUCUUCAGCCUGUCAUUGACCUCAUGGACGAGUCCCAAGGCAACUUAACCAUAGCAAUAGCUUAUCCGUACAGGCGAAGCAAUGGGAUCCCUCUCCUGUCUGAAGGCUGGCCCUCUCGGAUCCAUGGGCCAGCCUGGCAAUGAAACAGCAGAUCUCCCGAGAAACUGCUGGGCUUCAUAUGGGAGCGAUGGCUGCCAUUUAGUAGCCAAACAAUUGAUUCCUUCGGUGAUUCUGACGGGAGUUGGUGCUGGUUUGGACCCACUUCCUUUCUUGGGAAGUUAAAGGAAGUAACAGGGGAGACCAAGCGAGGAGGAGAAGGCUGAGCCCUCUGGGACACAUUGCCUCAUUUCUGCCCUGCCUGGCCUGGCCUAAUCAGGUUUGUAGUCAAUUAACGCCCCCAUGUUAUUGAAAGAGCUGUCACUUUCCACGUUCUCUCACCCGGCGUCCUUCAAGUGGAUUGGAUUACAAAUCCCAUCAUUCCCGUGCUUAGAAACAGCGUCCGGAGACCACCAAGGGGAUGCAGUCUGCUUUAAAUUAACCCCUAUAAAAAGACGCCUGCAUGCUCUCAACCCAUUUCACCUCUGGAGCUGCUUGUAGGAGAAAAAGGAUGAGUUUUAGGCAGCUUGUAUGGACAGUGUAAGUGUGUAACUUGGGUGCCAAGCAGUAGCAGGGAACAAGGGGUAAGAUCUAAUCUUCCUGGACCACCAGCACUGACUGACUGACUGACACAGAACAGAGACGGUCCAUUGUUUGCCAUUUUAAGCCGGCUGUUCUAAAACAGCAUUUCUCAACCGAGCGCUUCUCAGAGGCGUCGAUGGGGCAGCUGGAACAUCCAGCUCUGGUGACAGUGUGUGGUGGGGACCCUGGGUAAUGGGGGUGUUCAGCUGUACUCUAUGCGGGGGUCGUGGAAUUCAUCAACAUGAACUUGUCCGUCUUUGCUUCAUUGGUUGCGGGGGACCCAGUGUUACCUCUCAGGGCAUGUAGUUUGAUGGCAGAAGAUCUAGAGUUCUUCAACUGCAUCUCUGCAGUUUGAAAAGGAUGCCCCAGAGUUGACAUCCUGGGCAUCUCAAUGCUGCUCAUAGCAAAAGAAAAAGCUGUUUCUUCCUUAGACGCACAGAUCUGCUCUUGUGGCUUAUGUCUCGUGAUUUCCUCCUAGUCCACAUCUUCUCCGGCUUCAGGUGGCAUUGCCCAGGAUGAAAUACAAAGAUGCCGCUCUGGAAGCUGACUUGCCUCCAUCGGCGCAAAGUACGCUGUCUUUUUUCGAGCCACCUGCCGUGGAUGGCCGUUAGAUGGCAGCCAAGACACGGCACCCCUGGCACCUUCUAGGCUGCCUUCUACUGGUUAUCUGGAGUUUUCCACCCCAAAUCUGGUUGCUCCAGCCUUUUUUAAUCAAACUAUCCAACAUGAGUUACUAGGCAGGCAGUAACUGCACGCACUGGAUUUUUUGCCCUGCUGGGGAACAUCACCAGCGAGUUAAUUUUUUAAAAAGUCACCUUGUACAUACAGGCCUCUGCAGAAUUGGCUUGCAAGAGCUGUAGAAUCUGCAUUUCACAGCCUGGUUCCCUCCAUAUGUGCUGAACAGUAGCUGGAAUGUUCAGAAUUGAAGUCUUGACCAGUCGGGAAAAUGCUAGGUUGGAGAAAGCUGCACUAAACUAAACCAGUAACUUUGUGGUUUGGGUUCCCUUUCUUAAAAGCUGCUGUCCCUUGCAUUGAUUAGGAAUAUGGGCUUCUUUGCCGGCAGGAUCUCCACAGGUGGUUUCUCCAGGACUGAAAGUAAAACGUUCACGGCGGAGUUCAUGUUACUCACGCACAGCUAGUUCCGUAAGCUUCAGUGGCGUGUGUCUUCAUAGAGGCUUGGAAUUUGAGGCUUGGAUGGGACCUUAAAGAUCAUCUAGUCCACACCCCUGCCCAGAGCAUUUAUCUACAUAUAUAAUUUUGCAGGAGAGGAACUAAGACACUAGCAGACCUUGUAGAAUCACAUCCUCCCUCAGUUCUCUGCUACAAAGCCAAGGGAAUGGAUGUUUCUACCUAUAUGGGCAUUUUUAGAGCAGAGAUCACUACAUCUGCCCAGUAGUUUUUUUCAAAGCUGCCUUAAAACACUGAAAUGCAUUAUAUGAAGUUUAAAAAAAAAAAAAAAACUGAACUGCACAGAGGACAAUCUUAUGGGAUAUUUAAUAUUAUUGUAUACUCAGUUAAUUAUGUCUUUUUUUUUGUACAUUCUAACCAAGGAAAGCGUCUAUCAAUAAAAUAACCUUCUACCGU